Molecule: messenger RNA, 6601 nt
Organism: Zeugodacus cucurbitae (melon fly)
Lineage: Eukaryota; Metazoa; Arthropoda; Insecta; Diptera; Tephritidae
Gene: tna
Product: zinc finger MIZ domain-containing protein 1
Exons: 12
Coding region: 2055-5528 (1157 amino acids)
Biological process (GO): protein sumoylation; regulation of transcription by RNA polymerase II
Molecular function (GO): zinc ion binding; SUMO ligase activity
Source: RefSeq, a predicted model, not a curated record
GCUUGCCAGCCAGCCAGCAGUACUACGGCCAAGCGAUAUACAUUUAGCAGAAGCAGUUUUUAGUUUCGAGUUUUGUGCUGUCGCUGUUAGUUCGGCCGCAAAUUGAAGUUUAGUUCCUUUCUGGCUGCUGUCAAAUGUCGUCAUGUUUUCUUGAACGUACGCGCGACGCGGCAAUCAACAACAAAACACAAAAUCCAAGCAGUAAUUUGCAAACAGCAAACAAAUCAUUUUUGUGAAAGACGUGAAAUAAGUGAAGAAGAAAAUUUUCGUGAAAAUUUACAAAACAAUAAAUUGAAUUAAUUGAAUGGAAAAUUAAUAAAAAUUUGGAACAAAAAAUAAAAUUUAAGUGAAACAAUUAAGACGCGCUGUCAACGCUAGCACACAUUGGAUUAACGGCGUUUGACUGAUAAAAAAUACAAAAAUAUUAAUUAAGCAGCAAUAACAACAAUUCAAGCAUUGCUUAAUUCAAUUAAAUGCCAAUUGCUUCAAGUUAAUUAAGAAAUUAAUUUUUGGAGCGUUCUGACAGCUGUAUGCAGCAUUUCGUGCCAGCAGCGAUUGAUAACAACAUAUUUUGGAAAUAAAAAAAUAUUUUUCCAAAAAUUCAAAAAAUCACAAACUAAUGUGCAGUGCAAAUACACUAAGGAAAAAUAAAUGAAAAACAAAAUUGUGAAAGUUUUGAAUGCACAAAGCGAAAAGCAAAGAAAUCUUAAUUCAAAUUAAGUGCAAGUGACCAAAAACAAAAAAAAUUGCAGCCGUCAACAGAAUUGUUACAAAAACAAAUUGAAUUUUUAAAGCCAACCGGUUAGUGUGUGUCGAGUGAUUUGCACAACAACAAAAUACAACAACAACUGGUGGACUGUUUGUUUGUCGCGCAAGUGACAGCGGUGAAAUUUGUUUGACGAAAGCUAAGAAAUCUCUAACAAUAGUAGCGCAAAAAAGCCAGUUGCUGCGAAUAUUUGGAGCAGUGUGAUAAAAAGUGCUGCGUAAAAUUAUUGGAAAAAAACAACAAAUUAUUUAUACAAAAAAUUUCCAAAUAAUCGUGAGCUUACAAAAGUUUGUUGAAAACACAAAAAUCAGAAAUUCGUUGAAAUAUUAACUCAACAACAACAACAACGCACAAUUUACGCUGAUAAGCCAAAUCUGCAGCCAGGCACACGCCAUACAAAGUGAGUGAAUUGUGUUCUAAGUGAUUACACUUGAGCCGAAACUAAAACUUAAGCUAGUGCCAGUGCCAGCGCAAGCAACAACAACUUUUAAACAACAACAAAAAAUGCGCAUAAUUAAGAUUGUUGGAAAAUCGAAAAAGAUUAAAUACAAGCACUGAAAUUGUGGCAGAAAUAUAUAAUUAUUUAUUAAAUACAAAAACAAAAAUUGUGAACAAAAAAUUUUUUUUUGCAAAAAAAAAAAAAUUUAAAAAAAUUAUUUUCAAAAAAUAAUUGACAAAAAAGUGGUGCGUGAGCAAAGUAAAUGUUUGGCAAGAAUUCCGCAACGAACGCUAACACGCACACAUACACACACGCAACCAAGCAGUGACUGUGUGAGCGAUAAGUUGCAAGCAACAAAAGAACACGUGCAAGCUGAUUAUAGAGCGAGCAGCAGCAGCAACCAACAGCCGAUAAGCCAUAAAAUGUAAACAGCACCAACAACAACACAAACUAGUGUAAAGUGAAAGAAGUUAAGUGUCUGUAUGUGAAAAGUCAAAGAAAUAACAACUUACCAAUUCCAAGUUCCUCAAACAUAAAUGUAAUUCGCAAGGAUUUUCAACACUCUAACAGUAUUAUUGCAAAACAACAAAUAAACAAAUUAAAAAAAAAUUAAAGUAAUUACAACAACAACACAUAUUCCUAAUUAUUAAACGUGUACGAAGCGAGUAUACAUUGUUUGUGCUGCAAAUAAAUUGUGAAGAACAAAAACAAAAACAACAAACUGUUAAAAACCCAACAACAACAACAAAAGUAAAGCAAGAAAAAUAAUUUCUGUUGUGUGUCCGUUGAUUUUGGUUAGUGCAAGCGGGCCGCAGCAAAGCCAGUGUUAAUGUGUGUGUUUUUCGAGCGAUGCAACUGAUUGUUGACAAAAUUCCCAUGUUUUCGAAACAAACAACGAAACGCAAUUCCAAAAAAAAAAAUGAUGAAAUGAACGCCGGCAACGGCUCCUCGAGGGCGCCAGCCUCCGGGAGCCAAAUAUCACCACAACUACCCGACGUACAAACGCAGCAGCAGCAGCAGCAACAACAACAACAACAGCAAGCGCAACAACAACAGUUACAACAUCAACAACAACAGCAACAACAAAAUAACAAUACAUACGGCAACUAUCCACCCAUCUAUAACUCACCGGGCGCACAGAAUGGCAUCACACCACCAAUCGGUCAAUAUUCCAUGGGUGAGCCCGAUACAUUGCGCACACUGAAGAAUACAUUUGGCCCGAAUUCCGAAUUUACAACAAGCGGCUACGGCAACUAUAGUAAUAUGGUAACGGCCAAUGGUGGUGGUCUGCAGCAGCAACAACAGAUGGAUAAUAUGAGUGGCAUGGCCGGUGGAUAUGGGCAGAUGAGUGCCAAUCAAAUGCAUGGUGGCAAUGUGCAAAAUCUCUACAUGAAUGGCAACAUCGGCGCUACCGGCAGCGGCAGUCCGAGUGCGACCAAUAUGAAUAGCGCUGGCGGCAUUGGCGGCGGUGCUGGUGCCUCUCAAGUGGCCAGUAAUCCAAAUGUUAACAUGAAUGGCGGCGCCAACAUGCAAAUGGGUCAUAUGAAUGCAUACAAUGGCGGCGGCGGCGGCGGCAGCGGUGGUGUUGGUCCCAAUGGCAAUCCCAAUAUAGCGCCAUCUAGGCAUCAAAUGAACCCAAUGAAUCAGAUGCAGAAUAUGACUAUGGGUGGCGGUCCACAAAUGACGCCCCAACAGCAGCAGCAGGCGAUGAGCGGUCUUGGUCCCAUGGCAAAGAUGCAGGGCAUGGCGAAUGGUGGCUAUGCGCGACGCAGCACACCAUAUCCCAGCGCACAAAUGCAUGCGGCGCAGAAGCGUGCCAGCUACACCUCCAUGGGUAAUCCGUCAAUGCAGAAUGUUCCUCCGCAAAUGGGCAUGCAACACUAUGGACAACAGAUGCAUCCGCAAGCGGGUAGCGGCGUGCCAGUACCUAUGCAAGCGGGCGCCUAUGCUCGUGGCGGUCCAAUGGGUGGCUAUGGCAGAGCCAAUGCAAUGGGUCCAGUCGGUAUGGGUCCUGGUGGCAUGGGCCCAGGUGGCAUGGGUCCUGGUGGUAUGGGCCCCGGCGGUAUGGGUCCUGGUGGCAUGGGUCCCGGUGGUAUGGGACCCGGUGGCAUGGGUCCGGGUGGUAUGUGCCCAAGCGUUAUGGGUCCCGGCGGUAUGGGUCCUGGCGGUGUGAGUGCAAUGCAACGUGGUAUGCCACAAGGUCCCGGCGGUUAUAGUGCUGCUAUGGCGCAUCAACAGAAUCAAUACUAUCCAGGUGUAAAUGGUGCUGGUGGUGCUGGCAUGGGUCCGGCUGGUCCGGGCGCCCUAACGAAUACCGGUUCCAUGUACCAGAAUCAAGGUUUCCAGCAAAAUUACCAACACAGCCCAGUUCCUGGUAAUCCGACGCCGCCAUUAACACCCGCCUGCAGCGUUCCAUACAUCAGUCCGAAUCCGGAUAUCAAACCAAUUAUGGACAACUGCGAAGAGAUGCGACUGACAUUCCCCGUCCGUGAUGGCAUCAUACUUCCACCGUUCCGUUUGUUGCACAAUCUCUCCGUCAGCAACCACGUAUUCCACUUGAAGCAAAAUGUCUACAAUACGCUCAUGUGUCGCUCCGAUCUCGAGCUGCAGUUGAAAUGCUUCCACCAAGAUGACCGACAGAUGAACACAAAUUGGCCGCAUACGGUAACAGUAUCUGCCAAUGCUACGCCCCUCACCAUUGAACGCUCCGAGAAGACGGGUCAAGCAUUGCGGCCGCUAUAUCUCAAGGCGGUAUGCCAACCCGGACGCAAUACUCUGCAAUUAACUGCUAGUUCCUGCUGUUGUUCCCACUUAUUCGUGCUGCAGCUAGUCCAUCGACCCUCCGUGCGGCAUGUACUCCAGAGUCUGCACAAACGCAACUGCUUACCCGUAGAUCAUUGUGUGGCCAAAAUCAAACGCAACUUCAUGGUCUGCUCAACGACUAACGGUCCACUGGAACCCGGCGCUGGCAACAUGGAAGCGACCAAAUGCACCAAGAUCUCAUUGAAAUGUCCGAUCAUGAAGUCUCGAAUACGUAUGCCUGCGCGAGGACACGAGUGCAAGCAUAUCCAGUGUUUCGAUCUGGAGGCAUAUCUGCUUAUGAAUUGCGAACGAGGCGCCUGGCGGUGUCCAGAAUGCAAUAAACCUGCGCUAACCGAGAGUUUAGAGAUCGAUCAGUACGUGUGGGCCAUUUUGGAUAAACUGAAUAACACGGAUGUGGACGAGGUCAUUAUCGAUUCGAGUGGUAAUUGGCGCGCGGCGCAAGGUAUUCAUCAAGGUUCUCCACUCACUGCGAUGUCGGCACAAAUGCCCAGCCCAAUGGCAGGACAGAUGGUUGGCCAAGUGCCCGGCGGACAGAUGCCAGGACAAAUGGGCGGUCAGGCACCCAACCAGAUGGGCGGACAGAUGCCAGGUCAGAUGGGUGCUCAGAUGCCCGGUCAAAUGGGCGCUCAAAUGCCAGGACAAAUGGGUCAGAUGGUGGGAGGUCAAAUGCCCGGUCAAAUGGGCGGUCAAAUGGCUAAUCAAAUGCCCGGACAAAUGGGUACUCAGAUGGUUGGUCAGAUGGCUGGUCAACUGAGCGGCCCCAAUGUGCCGACCAUCAAACAGGAAAAUACCUUCGACGAUCAAUCAAAAGUUAUGUCACCAUGGGACAACUCGCAGGCGAUGAGUCCUUACAUGCAACACGACAUGAAUGCGGGCACGCCUAAUGUACCCGGCGCUGGGCAAAUACGCAGUCCUUUUGAUAUGUAUGGCGGUGGUGAUGUUGGCGUCUCCGAUCAGCAUGCAGGUGAUACAGCCAAUUCUCUGGACCAGCUGAACGCCAUGGAGAAAAGCUUAACAGAUCAGAUGCCUCACACGCCGCACACACCAAUGCAUCCGAUGACACCCGGCGGUCCACCAAGUGUCAGCUCGGCGCAUAACGAGCCAUCGACACCCAAUGCGAAUAUCUCAAAUUCCUCACCACAAACACCUGGCACACCCGGCCAGCCCGGCGGUCCUGGUUCAAAUCGCGCAUCGAAUGAAUCACACCAACAGCAGCAGCAUUCACAACAGUCAGUCCAGCAGUCGCAGCAAGAGCAAAUAAUCAAUUCACUAAUCAACUCACAGCCGAACGGCUUGUCGAAUCUCAACGAAACGGAUUUGAAUGCGGAAUUGAAUAUGGACAACAAUGAUGGAGCUGGCGACUUGAGUUUGUUACCCGAUGUUGAUCCCAUGGAGAUACUGUCGUACUUGGAUCCACAACCCGAUCUGAAUACGCCACCAUCGAGCGGUUCCAGCAAUAACAACAACAAUGAUGACAUACUCUCGACGUUAUUCGAUUGAGACAAUCUACUGAAGGAGUUGUUGUAAAUGAAAUGUCAAACCACAACAAAAAAACUUAACUACAACAAAGCAAACACUCUGGUAAAAGCGUUGAGGUGUGAGAAUUCGAGCAAUACAAAACAAGCAUUGUGACUCGUGUACAUACAGACAUGAAUACAUAAGAUGCAACAGGGUAACAAAAGAACGGAUCAAGUCAAUAAACCGGGCGGCAGUGCGUAACAUUUCUACUUUCGAAGAAUGUCGAAAUGAAAAACAUGCCACGGCAUACUGUUAUAAUGAAUAUUGUAAGAGCGUAAUUGCAUAAAACAACAUUUGAUGUUUCUUCGAAAAAAGAGUGAAAAUAAAAUGAACAAAUUCAAAGUUUAAAAAUUUUGUGAAGAAAUUUGCUUAAAAAUUUGAUGAAAUUGCCAUAUUAAUUUUUGUUUUUUUUAAACUCUCGACGAAAAUCAAACUUUAACAAAAUUAAGUAGAAAUGAACGCGUGGUAAAUGUUUUAUGAAAGAACAACUGCAACAACAAGAAACAACAAAUAUAUAGACGAAAAUUGCAAAAAUAAAAUACAAAAAAUUAAAAAUAUCUAUGAAAGCUACUUUUCGAGCUGUACAUACUUAGUAUUAUUAAUGUCUUAACACACUUAAAUGCAGCAGAAAAGCAAUUGCAAAGUAAAUAAAGUCUAUUGAACCCUUUAGCGCGCUUUUUUUUGGUAGAGAACCUUGUAUAGUAACUGCACCAUUUUGCCAAAAUCACCCAUAAAUACAAUGUUUGCAUGAAGUUUGUAAAAUUAUGAAAGCUCCAAUAAGUGUAAGCUCUCGGCGUAUGAAAGCUCCAAUAGUGAAAGCUUUCGACGCAAGAAAGCGCAAAGCACACUUUGCCUGAAUAAACAAAAAAAUGCUUUUGGUGUGUGAAAAAAGUAUAAAAAAUUAAUUGAAAUUCAUACUACAAUGAAUAAAUGAAAACUGAAAUAAUUCAAAAACAAUGAAAUGUGAUUUUAAACCGUAAAUAGAACACACAAAAUAACUUUUUCGUUAUAAAAUUUAAAUGUACAAAGUUUCAUGCUUUACAAAAUGUUGGAUU